Messenger RNA from Danaus chrysippus (African queen), 672 nucleotides. The record is from the annotation of a GenBank genome assembly. NCBI's taxonomy places the organism in Eukaryota, Metazoa, Arthropoda, Insecta, Lepidoptera, Nymphalidae.
AUGGGAAUUAGCAAACUCCAGUACCUAUUACAGAGUGUUUUGUGGCUGGUGUGCCUACAGUCGUGCCUAGGAGCUCACUUCGCGUCGCAUGUGAGUGUCAACACGCCUGGACACAGUUAUUCACACGGUGUCGGCAAUCCUGUUUCUGUGUUACAGAGAUUCCCUACAAGGAGGACAAGGCGGCCAGCGCAGCAGCAACCAGGUUAUCCUCGACAAAAGCCAAGAAUACCCUUCGAAGUCGAAGAUUUACCCCCCCAUAGAGGACAUGGCAAUGGAAAUAAUAAUCGAUGGAAUAACAAUGUUUUAGGUGCUUAUGAUACUAACACUCAAGCUAUACCACUGCUACCUCCAUCCCCAUAUAAAGUAGACUCUCCAGAUCCAGAGUCUCUAUGGCCUGUGGGGUUAUUUAUACCUCCCAUUACACCCUUGCAUUAUAGCCCUUUAAAACGAUCAGAUACGGCCAAAACUGCAGAAAUUGAUAAAGAAGAUCCUUAUUUGAUACAAGGUUCGGAAGCAGUGGCAGCCUCAUUAAGGGCACCGCGUGGACCGUACUUCCACGAAAUACCACACAUAAAAUCGCUUCUCGCCAAUCAACAACUAAGAAUCAAAAACAAUCUCACACCCAACAGGCUAGCGAGCAUACGAAAAACUUGGCCGUACAACAGAGCAUAG